AUGGAUCAGUUGACGAGAUUUCUCGUGUACAACAAAGUACCUAUAUCCAAGAAUAACAUGAACUAUGAAGCUAUGAGAACAGAGAAAAAGCAACAGAAAGAAAGAGGUGGUGAAAUUGAUAAGAGGCUUCUGCUAUUGUCACCAGAUCUUGGAAGAAUGUCUGACGAACGUGUGUUGUACGCAAGGAACCGACAGCCAGGUGCAAGGCCUGCGGUAGUCGGAGGUACACCUAUAACGGAAGAACUAGCAAUAGAACUGCGUGUGACUGCUUUUGGAACAUCUUCAUGCCCUCCCCGUGGCGAAUGGAUCCACACCCCUUUGGUCAUGAGACCAUCCGAUCAACCAUUGGGAUAUGGUCUGGCAGCUCAACGAAACGGCACCAGAUCAUUACUGUCUGCCCUACAAGCUCAUAUCAUCAAAUGGCUUUUGUUUGAUUCGAGACCCAUGACCAAGGAUAAUAAAUCUGCAGAGCCACCAGAAAGUUACUUACGUCCUUCCGAAGACCGUCAAGAAGAAGCUUUGUGGCGUGCUUGCAGUGAAGUUAUAUGGCGUUGCGGUGAAGGUUCACAAACCGAAGCGAAGGUCAUGGUUGCGUUGCCGACCACCACAGCGUACGUGCAACACAGCGCACAGUACUACCAGGAUGGCAUAACUGAAAUGCUGCAUUUCUUCGAGUUCAAGAGUUUGGAGGAUCUGCAGAUAUUUUUAAAACGCUACUUAUACCUGUUUCAGUCGGAAGAUGGCUCCGGAUCACUGCUACUUUUGUACGCUUGUAUCUUGUCUCGAGGCUGCGACAAUGUGAAAAAAGACCUGGACGGAAAGCUGACUUACCUCGUUUCGACUCAAGUUGAAGGGUCUCUCAACGUGACUACUCUCCUCCUAACAGGACGAGCGACACCGUAUCUGCAUAACGGUGUACAAUAUGUGGGGGACGAAGACCAUUAUGCAAUGCCGCAGUUCGGAGUGCUGUCACGAAGCUCUGUGGGUCUCUUAGUUUGGUAUGGGAAUGAUGACGGGAUCACUAAGAAUAUUUCGAAGCAGAACCCGGGGUCCCGCUUGAAGACACCAGCUCUACCUAUUUGGGUAACGUGCUGCUCGGGACACUAUGGCGUGCUGUUUAAUACGAAUCGUGAACUCUUGCGAAACUAUCACGCGGAAAGAAGGUUCGAUAUCCACUACUACACGUGCGGCGGAUGUCACGUUCUCCUUAACGUGGAUACUCGAGCUCACGAAGACUUGGUGCCGCUGAGAAAUGAUGACAUCACCGCCACUCCACUAGAGAAACUUAUCCACACGAAAUGGCAGGAAGCCAAGAUAACCUGGUCUGGCGCAGUGCCCUUUGCGGGCGACUCGCCGAACUAACGGUUCAGCGUCUAAUUGCUUUAGUUAUAGCCCGGUGUUAUUUAAAUAGAUCUACAACUUAGAUACACGUAAAUAUUGUUGUCAGGUACCUGCUUAAAGUACCAAGGUAGCACGGCUUUUACGA
Molecule: messenger RNA, 1486 nt
Organism: Pararge aegeria (speckled wood butterfly)
Lineage: Eukaryota; Metazoa; Arthropoda; Insecta; Lepidoptera; Nymphalidae
Product: inactive ubiquitin carboxyl-terminal hydrolase MINDY-4B
Exons: 11
Coding region: 1-1362 (453 amino acids)
Biological process (GO): protein K48-linked deubiquitination
Molecular function (GO): K48-linked deubiquitinase activity; cysteine-type deubiquitinase activity
Source: RefSeq, a predicted model, not a curated record